UUACAGCACCAUGGACGCUGGUAGUCACUCUCCAGAAAAGGAGAUUGAAGAUGUAAAGCUCCUUGUGGAGUCACUGGAAUACCAGAAGGACGAUUCCUCUCAACAACAACAGGCACUGAAAGUAUUGGCUGAAAUUCUGUCGAAGAAUAGUGAGUCUAACGUCUGCUUCUGAAAAGAAUUUCAGAUCGUAAUGCUUUAUAGUCUUUACAGUUUACAAAGAUCUGCGAGUCCGAGAGUAAUUUGCUCGAGCCAUAUCAAAAACGAGUUUUUUAAAAUGGUGAAUACCCUUUCCUUUAAAAAUGACAACGUUUGGGAAGAGCUAAGGUCAUAGUUGUUAACAUUGUUUUUUAUAUCAGUAUAUACCACAAGGAGCUCAUGAUUUUUAUACCAAUCAAGGAAGAUUUUGCCGAGAAAUUAAAAAUAAAAAAAUUGGGAGAGAAAAGUUCAUAAGUUUGUGUCUCCCAACGAUUUUUCUUGUUUUUAUUGAAGGACGGUAUUUUUAAAUAAAAAAAUUACGACAUCUUUACAUCUCUUUAGAAAGAGCUCAAGACUAUUUGUGUUCAUCAAAUGGCAUGGAAUACGUCCUCAGUCUGUGUAAAACUAUGACGAGUCCCACUGUUGUGCAGUCAGCUCUUUAUACAUUGGCCAUGGCUGCAGAAGGAAAUGGUGAGUCAAUCAUUAAAUAUAAAGUUUUAAAAAAUAUUUGUGGUGCUAAGACUGUCAAAUCAUGACUCUUGGAUAUUGUGUUGCAAAUAUAGAUGCAUAUAUUCCAACUGUCUGCUUGCAUAAAUCAUAUAGCCUUGAUAGCUAGAGGUUAUGCUUUGUGUUACUUCAUUAUUUUAACACAGUUUGAUUUUUACUAAAUAAUGAUAGCUAAAUCAAUUGAUAUUAGUAAACAAAAGAUUCAAUAAGUGGAUGCUCCACCAAUGAAAAAGAUAUUUAGUUUGCUCUUAAUUGACUGAUUUAUUUGUUUUGCUAUUUUGUCCUUUAUUGUGACUAUAUGUAGCAAAUUAAAUGUUACCAUAAGUUGAAUUCAAUUGCUUAGGGUUAACAUGCUCUAAUGACUUGCAGAUUUUUGCCAAAGAGUUCUGACAAAUAAAAGUGUGUUUAACGUGUUGCGGUGUAAUUUACAAGCCAAAAACAUAAAGGCUGCAAUGACCUCAGCCUUUCUGGUGAUGACAAUUUGUACCCAAAACUGUAAGUUCAACUCUUAUUCUAGCUGUUGAAAUUAACCUUACUUUCUCAGGACCCAUAAUUGAAAAAAAAAAUGGUUAUUUGCCUUUUAUCACCUAAUUGGCAAAAAUGGAACUGGUAGGAAAGUCUAAGUUGUAAAUUUAAAAGCUGCAUUUGUAUGUACCUGUAAGUACCACAAGUUUGAGUGUACAAGAAUAUAUGAUAUGUGAGGUAACUCCUUUAAAUACUGAGGCCACCCUAAAUAAAGGGGGGAGAAUGAUCACCUAUACAGAAUGUGUGUUAAAAGAUGGAGGAGUUUGAAGGUAACAGACUUUGUGUAUGCAAGUUUCCUUUUUUUUUCAAGAGAUGGAUAUAAAUCAAGAUGAUAAAAGGUACUUUUGGACUUGGCUUGACUAGCUUUUAAUUCAAAAGCUUCAAAAAUAUAUGCACCUUGUGGGAAAAUCAGGCCCCAAUUGUUCAAAGGGUAGAAAAUGCUAUCCACAGGAUGAAUUUCUAUACAGUGGAUAGUGCAGUACAGUUUGUUGUCUCUAAUUUGCUAGAUAGCAAUUUAUCUGUUGGAUAGUGAUAUCCACUCUUUGAACAACUGGGUCUAGAACCUUUAGUUGUUAGUACCUGUAUUGGUAGCAAUCUUGAGCCCUGCUGUACUUCUCAAGCAAUACAUUUAUUUUUUUUAUUUUUACUCUCUCUGGUUCAUUGCUAGUCUAGAAAGCAGAAAAUGAGUCUUGGAGGUCAUUAGUCUUUUCUUGUUUGUUUUAUAAAGGUAACGGACAAAAUCUUGCACGGGAAACAAAAUGUUUACAUAGUCUUUGUGAUCUGUACAAGUAAGUUUCAGAGGUAUAUCCAUUUACAGCAAUCUGCCUUGAGUAUAGAAACUGAUCUGUGGAAACAUGGGCUUAACCCAAUAUUUCACGUUGUGAUUGGUGAAGCAGACUCACACCCUCUCUCAGCCAAUGAGAUUGAAUUUCAUAACUAAAAUGAAUUGCAAUUUUGUCAUAUGGGUUUUUAAAACUAAUUAUGUUAACUUUUCAUUCCUUCAUAUGCGUUAGAUUUUGGACAGUUCUGUCUGGACAUUUCCGUUCAAUUUUGGACAGUUCUGUCUAAUCUUGAAGAGUACCAUUCAAUUUCAUACAUUUCUGUCCAACAAGACCAAUUUUGGAUGCUUCAGUGGAUGUUUCCAGUUGGUUCCAGACAGUUGCAUCUGACUUUCUAUGCUUUUCUCUAACAGCAGUGAAUAUUCCUGUAAAAGCAAUAAGCAUUUGCUCACCAAUAGAAGAAUCAUAAUUUUGCAGAAUUUUCAAAAUUUAACCAAAGGUGCUGAAUCUCAGUAGCCUCUGAAGACCUAGAGAAGAAAUCAAGAAAGGAAAGAGAAACAAAUAAGACAAGAUGGCUUAUGCUUAGUAAUUUGAUUAACUCCAAACAUUAACAUACAUCUUACACAAAUAAAUCUAUCCUUGCUUUCAUAGGAGCUGUCUUCCAAUACAUCGCCUUUCAACCUCUACUGGUGAUGAAAGUGGUAAAAAGUGGUUUGAUAACCUUGACAAAAACUGUCUUCAGCUUUGGACUGCAGUGGUUGUUGCAUUGCAUUCCCUUCUGCAAAACCCACAAAAUGGUAAGUACUAAAAUGGAAUUAGGUUAGGGUAGGUAAAGAGGUUAAGUCUGUACUUGAGUCAAUUGGCACACCUAGAUGAAGCUUAUCCCGGUUUCUGUAGCAUGAAGCAGCUAGAAGUAUCACUACUCCCCCAGAAAGGAUGUUUGUCUAUUGCAGGUUACUCUGCAUUCUGUCAGCUUUCCCUUACAGUUCACUAGUACCCAUUUCUACUCCUGGGUAGAGAGAGGCAUGGUGAGAGUAAUGUCUUGCUCAAGGACAAAAGUCCAUAAGCUGCCUACAUAUCUAACCCUGAAUUCUUGACCCAGAGUUCAGCUGAUUAGGCCAGUGUGUCUCCACUUAUGUUUUGGUAGUGAUGUUAUUUUUUAAUGUAGUGUUGUUUUAAGUAAUGAUACUUUAGAUUGUUUUCUAUCUCUGAGGAAGAAAUUUUCCCUGUUAUACGAAUGUGGGUAUACUGACCAUUCUUCUAUUGCCAUUUUUCAGCUCAAAAUCAAAAACUUUGCUGUCGGCUGUUUCCAGCGAUAGUAAACCUAUUGCUUUUAGUAACUGAGCAGCAUGAAAUUCUGCAGCCAACCAUAAGCCUCUUAGCAGCAAUUGUCUCAGAGAAUGGUAAGAAUUAAUGAUUGAUAAUUUGUGGCCAUGAAGUUGCAGUGGCACUACUCCUCCCUUAUCUUUUUGUUUUGUCACUCUAAACACUCUUUUGGGGCUCCAAGCCAAACUGUUUUGAAGAUCUAUUUGGAAACCUAAAAUAAUUAAAUGGAGAAAGAUGUUCUUCGUCUUGUCACAAUUGUGGGACAGAGAAAAAAAAACUGAGUUCCCAAGGGGAAUCCGGAUUCCGCGCUCAGAUGCUUUACUACUGAGCCACAGAGACUCAAUGGUUGCCAAAAAGGGAAGAAUCUGCGCGUGACAUUUUGUGAAAUAUUGCAGGUAUCUUUCACUUUAAUUCCUGCGAUGGAAAAUUUACAGCUUGCUACAUAACUGCUGAACACAGAUUGCCAAAGUAGCAUCCUCAGCUGCAAAUUUAUUUUCUAAAUUUUUUUUUUAACCUGACGGCUGCAGUUUGGAGUGCGGCGCUUGCGGGAAGCAUUGCUUAACGUCCGAAACAAGAGCUGUGAAGAUGACUUUACUGAAACGUUACUUGUUUUCUUUUUUAAUAAUCUCAGACUUUUCUCUGCUUUUCAUCCAGCUGAAUGUCAAUCUAAGGUGCGACUACUUGGAGGCUUGCGUGCUCUGGUCAUUCGACUAAAACAGGUUGUGGACCUGAAAGAACAUGUUGAACAAGACAUAUUGUUUAUGUCGCGCGUCGUCAACACUUUAGGAUCUAUCAUAGCAGGACACGGUGAGCUAAUACUCUUUGGUUCUACAGUGCUGAUGAAUGCAACAGGAGUCUCUCAUGCACUACCGAAGUUCUAAUGUAAAGUUAACAAUAGACCCACGUCAUCCCAGACACCCAUACGCGUAAACGCCCCCAAGCACACACACGCAUAGGCACCCAGACACAAAGAUAAACAAAUACGCACAGCUUUACAUGUUCAUAUGAGAAAAAGCGGAUAUGUGCAACUGCUCUUGGUUUUUCGCAUAAGGGAUAAUAUUCAUUUGCGCUCCUACACUUAUGGUAUGCGAGCGCUCGAACAAACUUGCACGCAUGUUAAAAUGUGCACACGCUUACACGAUCUCAGCUUUACACACUUACAAAUCCAGACACCCACGUACGCCUUGUAAAGAGCUUACAUCAAAUGUGAUAAUUAGUAACGGCGAAAUAGUAAACGAUCAUCUUCGAAAACCCUAUGACCUGUUCCUGAUGCUAUGCUGUAGUUCAUUUUCAUCCAUCUCUAGCCUGUUUACAACCGUUUUAGUGAUCUGUCAGGAUAGUGCAGCAGACCUUGGUCUUGUGACUCUGCUGUUGAAGUGUUUCGCCGUCAUAAAUCAAGCUACUCGCGUUGAUGAUGCGGCUGCUAAGCAGUUCAAAACUAAGUGCAUACUAGCACUGUCCAUCUGCAUUGAUCAGAGUGGUAAGAAAUUAAGAAUUCAGUUACACAUUAUUGAAGCAUAUUUAGAUUGGGUGUGGUAUGUAAUCACAACAGUUUAUCGUAAUAAAGGAAAUAUCAAAAGGAGCUAGUAAGAACUCAACGUGAAAACAAGCAAACUACCUGAGAAGCGCCGGGGAAAAUGCCAAUCACAAAGGUGCGAUCGGUUUAUCAUUUAAAUCCGAUUGGUUAAAAAAGGGAAGCGAGUUUUUUUUAACCGAUCAUUGAGUGAAGUAAAGCAGAAGCAAUCACACAUAAUUUUCGACUCGCAAUUGAAAUUUUUACAUAAAUCAAAAAAAAAUUGAUAAAGCUGUGGACAUCCCCGUGGAGGCUCGUCUGGUUCACUGUUUCUAGGCCGUAUUGAGAUUUAAGUUAUCGCGUGUAAAUUUUAAUUGGGAAGGGAUGAGAACUAAGAAAUCCGAGAGAAAACCUUCGGAGUAAAGAGGAGAACUAAUAAAAAAAGUCAACUCACAUGUGGCAUGCGCUUCAUCUGCUGCAUCCCUGCUACUUAAACAUGCUCUUUACACAAGAAGUUUGAACACAGGAAACACAGGAAACAAGCAUUAGGACCCACUAUAUGUUUAGAUUAGAGUAAACGAAAAAUCACUGAAGGAAAGUGCUUGUAAUUGUUCAUCUACCUUCCAGAGCGGAAUCAACAGCUAUUGAGAGACGGAGGAGGUGUAGAGGCUUUGAUUGAGCUCCUGACCAAAGAACAGGUACCUGAGCAGCAACAAACAGCUUUGUCGAUAAAGGAUUUAAUUUACGGUGUUAAGGUUAGGCUGGAGAAUUACAGUCAUCUAUUAAGAAACUCUCGCUGACUGUUUAGACUGCCUUCAAGGUGCACUCGCUCCAUAUCUGUAAAAACCGGCGGAAGAGUUCUUCCUUGAUAGACAAAAGUUGCCCCGAAGUUUAGAAGUAUGUGAGCCAGUCAAGAGCCCAUGUUUAAAUUUCCUCUAGUUUCUUGAAUGCAAUACUUCAAACUUCUAUUUUCUCUUCCCUUCCCUCUCUUGAUACGUUUUUUUUAUUCACGAGGGACGCGCGUGAUCUGAUUGAUAAGCCAAAUGUUCAGAGACCAUGAACAUGACUUUGAGGUAGACUUGGAAAGACUCAUGGACACUCGUUUUCGGUGUUGAGACUUUUCGAAGGCUUUGUUGACAGCUUUUUUGUAUAUCUCAUUUAAGUAUUUGGUUCUCUUUUGAUACUGGACUCAAGUCUCUAUGGGAAAAGCUAUUUCUACAACUGCACCUUUUUCGUCUGAGUAAGAGCAAACAACCCGGGAAAUUGCCUGCGGACAAGAUAGGGUUCAAUGGGCUUAUCUCGCCCUACUGGAUAGCCAAUUCGAACAGUUCACUUGUCAUAAAUGAACGAAAAGGUUACAAUACACGAUAUUUUUAGGCCUCCAAAGUUGUAUAGAGGACCCUGAAAAGAAUCAUCCGCCACUAUCUCUUACAAGUUGUUUGUUUUAUUGUUAUUAUUAUUAUUAUUUCUAGUCUGAAGAAUUUAGAAGGGUUGCGAUUUUCAUUCUUCAUUGUAUCACUGGAAAAUCAAAAGGUAUCUCUGCGAAUUUCCAUCUUGAAGUGUUAACACAGCCAGUAUUUGACAUACAAAACUUUUGAUUUUAGGGUAACAAGUUAAAAGCCUUCUACAAUAGGAUGACGAUGCUUUGAUGAAUUGGUGAUUCUAUUCUUUGAAUUAAGAAAGAUCAGAUGUAAAAUUUGACAAAGCUUGUGUUUGUUCAUCGUGGUUAGGCACACAGUAGUGUUAUCGCGUGUCUCCGCACGAUGUAGUCCCUUUCAAUGUGCGAGGGAGUACUAGAAAUUUAGCAGUGACGGCAGAUCUUUCUUGACUCAUACACUGUCUUUAAAGAUUUAAUCCGGUUCAAGACUUGUGAAUUACUUCUGGAUUGCAUAUAGUAACAUAAUACGCAGAUUUUGUGAAGUGCUUUGUUUUCUUUUUUUGUUUCGGUCUGGCCCAGCAAGUUAUUGAGUAUGGUUAAAUUCUCUAAUUUUUUAAUGGCAGGUGAACAAAAGUCACCUUCUCGUGUGGAAACGAAAGAAGUAGGAGAGCAGUGCUCUUUUGAAAGUACUUUAGAAAACCACUUUACCCAGGUAAAUUUUGACUUGAAAACGUUAAUUGGCCACCGUAAUGAGUUAAAAGGCUGACGUUUCGAGCGUUAGCCCUUCGUGAGAGCGAUUGACGAAGGGCUAACGCUCGAAACGUCAGCCAUUAAACUCUUUAUUGUGGCCAAUUUACGUUUUCAACUCAUUUGAUAACACUGAAUUACUCUGUUAUACACUCCCACCGACGCAGCACCACAGUUCUUUAGCAACUUAGCCCCUUUAUCAAAUUUUGACUUGCCCUGUCUAUUAUCUUAAGGGGACUGAGUAGCUGGAAAGAAGAAGCAGAUCGACGGGCCAAGUCUCGCUAAAUUUUAAGAAAAACUUCUUCGUGUUAUAGGUUGUAGUGAGCCCUACAAAGGAUGCUCAAACGCAAACCUCUUCCCGUACUACAGCUGGACAAUACGAUACCGACAUUGGAGAUGAUAGACCCUCUGAUGAAGUGUCACAAGAAAAUUUUCGAAGACAUAGGACGAGUACACCUAGAAAGAGACGUUCUGUGAUAUCCACCAAGGUGUUGAAACCUUUCGCAAGGUCAAAAACUACUCAGUGGAGAAUGAAACACCCAGAGAUGGCAAUGAAAACUAAACCAGAUCAGACUUUUGUUACUCCGGGAACAUCCAGCCCAAGUAGACAUUUGGAAAAGUGUGAAGCGUGUGAAACUGUCCUGAACAGCAAGAACUUUUUGAAAACAUUAAGACGGUGUUCCAAUCGUUGCUCGUAUCACCGCGGAUUAGAUCGUUGUUUGCGACGGAUAAUCAGUGACUUACAAAAGCAAAAGUAG
Pocillopora meandrina is the source of this 7728-nucleotide messenger RNA. Lineage: Eukaryota; Metazoa; Cnidaria; Anthozoa; Scleractinia; Pocilloporidae. The record is from the annotation of a GenBank genome assembly.